Molecule: messenger RNA, 129 nt
Organism: Scutellospora calospora
Lineage: Eukaryota; Fungi; Glomeromycota; Glomeromycetes; Diversisporales; Gigasporaceae
Source: the annotation of a GenBank genome assembly
CCUAGCGUAGCUGAAAACAUGAGAAACGGUAAUAGCGGAGGAAGUGGUGGAUUCAAAAAAAUUGGACGUUCAAGUGAUUAUGAUAAAAGAUCCUAUCACAAUCACGCUUGUGGAUCAUGUUGUGGUUAG